UUAGGCUCCGCUGUGUUUAACGCGGACAGGAGGGGUUUCUGUUUUCGGAAAUGCACUUUGCUCCGCAGUCCGUCCCAAUACAAGCCCCUCCGCUUUCGCAGGUUAUUUUCCGCAAACGUAGGUUCUCACUAACAUCUCCCCCGUGCGGAAACGAGCGCCGUGCUGCUGCAGACACUGAAGUUUGCUUGCAGUCUGUGGGAGACUGCUCGGGUCGGAGGAGUGAUCGAAUGAACAGUCUGUGGGUCGGCAAAGAUUUGGAAACGCCUCGCUGACUGACAACAUGGAUCACCAGCUGGAAGUUGUCUCAGAAGACAAACCUGAACAGAGAUCUCAGGCGCAGGAAGAUGAUGAGACCAACCCGCAGCAGCAGGCCAAGUUGGAUAAUCAAAGUGUCACCGGUGAGGAAAAGCAAGUUCAAAAUGCAGAAAACAGAUCUGAACAGAGAUCUCAGGUGCAGGACGAGGAUGAGAACAACCUGCAGCAGAAGGCCAAGUUGGAUAAUCAAAGUGUCACUGGUGAGGAAAAGCAAGGAUACCGACCUGAACAGAGAUCCGAAGCACCGGAAGAUAAUGAGCCAAACCUGCAGGAGCACGCCAAGUUGGAUAAUCAAAGUGAUGCUGAUGAGGAAGAUCAAGAUGAAACACGUGAGGGGAUGUCAUUAUCAGAUGUGCAAUCUCCAAGGCGCAGACAGGAUGGACAAUUCCAUCAGGAUGAAAAGAAAAAUCAAGUUGAAAAUGGACACCGACCUGAACACAGAUCGGAAGCACUGGAAGAUAAUGAGCCAAACCUGCAGCAGCAGGCCAAGUUGGAUAAUCAAAGUGAUGCUGAUGAGGAAAAUCAAGUUGCCUCAGAACACAGACCUGAACAGAGAUCUCAGGUGCAGGACGAUGAUGAGAACAUCCUGCAACAGAAGGCCAAGUUGGAUAAUCAAAGUGUCACUGGUGAAAAAUGUGAGCAGAAGUUAUUAUCAGAUUUGCAAUCUCCAACACGUAGACAGGAUGGACAGUUACGUGACGAAGAAGAGGAAAAUCAAAUUGAAAUUGGACACAGACCCGAACAGAAAUCUGAAGCACUGGAAAAUAAUGAGCGAAACCUGCAGCAGCAGGCCAAGUUGGAUAAUCAAAGUGAUGCUGAUGAGAAAAAUCAAGGGCAACCGUCUGUUUUCUUGGUAGCAGUUUUGUUGGUUCCAAUCGCCUGUGUCAUGUUGAAUUUUCUGAAUCAGCAAGAAUCUGAAGUUGUGGAAAAUAAACUCAACAUAUUCUUGCACAAUUUUGGCAAAGUGCAGAAGAGUUUUCCAAAUCAGGAUGAACAGUUGUGGAAAAAAAGCAAGAUAAUGUUGCAGAAACACAUUAACAUGACCAUCCAUUCUGAGCCAUCCAUUUUAAUGUUUGCAGCUGCUUGGAAUGCAAAUGAAACCAUGCAUUGCCUCACAGGCAGAAUCGCUGGAGCUUACGCUUCAGCUUUCAAUUCCAGGUUUCUGGAAAUUGAAGGAUCGAGUAAAAAGUUUUUAAACAGUGAUGAAGUGAAGCUAGAUCUAGAUAAUCAACUAAUGUCUUGGUUUGGUUCGGGUGGAAAAUCAGCUGUUAUUCAUCACUUCCAAGAUCUGCCACCCCCAUCUACUCUUCUUUUCUACAAAUAUUGUGAUCAUGAAAAUGCAGCCUUCAAGGAUGUAUCCCUCUUAAUCACAAUUUUAGUGGAUGAGGAAAAAUUAGACCCAAAUUUAAACUUUGGUCUUCUGGAAGAAAGAGUCUAUGAUUUUCUUGUGACAAAAUUUUCUAUCUCCAGUCAGACCGGGCAAUAUAAUAUCCUGGAUAUUGACAAAUUCAGUGGAUUGUGGAGUCGCAUUGCACAUGUCAUAUUGCCUGUCCAACCUGAAAAACAUAUUGAAGAGAAUGGCUGUAAACAUACGUGAACAUUCUGAGGAGGCAUCACAAAAUUUGCACUGAAUUUUAUCAAAGAAACAAAUUACAUGCACAGAGAACUCAUAAGUCUUGAAAAGGAAAUUUAUUUUGUUAAUUAAUUACCUAGAAUUUGAUUUUGUGAAUUUUGCUCAAGGAGAUCUCAUCUGAAUUUUUAAAGAUUUUUGAUUCAUAUGCUGACUGGCUUUCUGUAUGUUCCGCAUUUUCUGUUUUUAUUUCAGGUUUCCAGCAUCUAGUGUUACAGCUUUCUUCAAUUAUCACAAAUAAAUUUAUCUCCUGAUAGCUAGAAAAUGAUAUUGCAACUGAAUAAAUGAUGAUGGUUUAAACUUUGCUAUGUAAACUUAAGUAUAUUUUAAAAACUAAUUUGCUAUUGUAUAAUUUAAAUCUGUAACUGAAUAAAGAAGCUGACUGUCAAAU
Messenger RNA from Rhincodon typus (whale shark), 2336 nucleotides. Its product is annotated as torsin-1A-interacting protein 2-like. The record is from RefSeq and is a predicted model, not a curated record. The coding region runs from base 281 to 1912 and encodes 543 amino acids. The transcript has 10 exons. Gene Ontology annotation, biological process: membrane organization. Gene Ontology annotation, cellular component: membrane. NCBI's taxonomy places the organism in Eukaryota, Metazoa, Chordata, Chondrichthyes, Orectolobiformes, Rhincodontidae. Gene Ontology annotation, molecular function: ATPase activator activity.